AUGGACGCCCUGUCCGACGCACGGCGGCCCUCCGUUUCUUUCGCCAGCCGCUCCACGACAGACUCCUCGGAGGCGACCCCCAUCCCCAGCGUCCGUUCCGACACUGUCACGCCGCACAUGCCAGACUCGUCCGCAGCUCCUACCCCCGUCUCCGUGAACGCUCCCCUCAGCUGUUCCUCUUCAUGGAGUGCUAGUUCUGAUCGUCAACUCGGCCACACUGCAAGUCCCGAUCCCUCAGAUCGCGUUUACCCGAUCCGCUCCGUCGUGCGCGUAGAUCGCACCGGCAGAACCUCUGGCGAGCAUGACUACUUCCCUAGAGUCCCCGACCAUGGCCAAUACCAAGCUCCCCGCCCGAGCAAUCCUCGAAUCGAUACCGCCGCCUUCGAAGCUGCUCCUCGUCGCGAUUCUGCGUCCACGCCGCUGUCCAAUGUCACCUCGCCUGGCGACCGUCAAGGAAUUCAAGCGAGGAGGAAGAAUGCCGGAUCUGGCCCCAUGUCCAGCGUCCAAGCCGAUGCUGCACGUCACAACACCUCGCAGCCACUGGAUAUAUUUCAGGAUGUUACUUCAGAUGUCGAAGAGGACUCAUUACCCGGCGACGAGCAUUCGCAACAACAGGCUUCGUCUACCAGUGCCCUCGGAGACUCGGCUAGCGAUAGUCUCCUAACAACGCGCUUCAAAUAUGCCAUGACGGAUGAGGGGCAUCAUGUCAUCACAGGCACCGACGGUGUUUUACAAUGUUGCGAGGAUGAGCCUAUUCAUACCCCCGGAGCCGUCCAGGGAUUUGGCGCAUUGGUGGCCAUUCGCGAAGAAAUCCAUGGCCAAUUUUCUGUCCGCUGCGCCAGCGAGAACACCGAGAAAUUGAUCGGGUACUCUCCGCAGCAGCUUUUCCGACUCAAAAGUUUCCUUGAUAUAUUGAGCGAGGAGCAACAAGAUAACCUUCUAGACCAUAUCGACUUCAUUCGCGACGAAGACGCAGAUCCAGCCAUCAACGGCCCCGAAGUUUUCAGUCUAGCUAUCCGCCCCCCGAAAAAGAAGAGCGUCAAGCUUUGGUGCGCAAUCCACAUCAACCCCGCGCAUCCUGAACUCGUCAUUUGCGAAUUUGAAGCUGACGACGAUCAUCAAUUCCCACUGCGACCCCCGGAAGAGGCGACGCCGAUGACACCUGAAGAUACUUUGCAAUCAAAUCCCACAUCGGAGGAAUUGGCGGAGAGUACCGAAAUCCUGAGCAAACCGUUGAGGGUGUUGCGAAGCGCACGCAAGCGCCGAGGCGAUGCUGGUGCCAUGCAAGUAUUCGAUAUCAUGUCCCAGGUUCAGGAGCAGCUUGCAGCGGCCAUCAACCUUGAAGGGUUUCUCAAAAUUCUUGUGGGCAUUGUCAAGGAACUGACAGGCUUUCACCGGGUCAUGAUAUAUCAGUUCGAUUCUUCGUUCAACGGAAAAGUGGUUACGGAACUCGUCGAUACCUCACACACCAAAGAUUUAUACAAGGGCCUGCACUUCCCCGCCUCUGACAUACCGCGACAGGCUCGCGAGCUGUAUAAGCUGAACAAAGUGAGGCUCCUAUACGACCGGGACCUGGAAACCGCCCGUCUGGUCUGCAGGGCGAAAGAAGACCUCGAGGUACCACUGGACCUCAGCCAUUCUUACCUGCGUGCUAUGUCACCCAUUCACAUCAAGUACUUGAAGAACAUGGCUGUACGGUCAUCGAUGUCGGUGUCCAUCAAUGCCUUCAACGAACUUUGGGGUCUCAUUGCUUGUCACUCAUACGGGAGGAAGGGUAUGCGUGUCUCCUUCCCCAUCAGAAAAAUGUGUCGUUUAGUGGGAGACACUGCGUCUCGCAACAUCGAGAGGCUAUCAUAUGCUACUCGACUGCAGGCCAGAAAGCUCAUCAAUACGGCACCGUCAGAGAGCAAUCCUUCCGGUUACAUCAUUGCUUCGUCCGACGAUCUCCUGAAGUUAUUCGAUGCAGAUUUCGGCAUGCUCUCCAUUCGAGGAGAAACGAAGAUUUUGGGCGAUCUUGAGCAUUCGCAAGAGGCAUUGGCCAUGCUGGAAUACUUACGCUUGCGGGAGCUUACAUCCGUGGUCACAUCUCAGGACAUCAAAGAGGACUUUCCAGAUCUGCGAUAUUCUCUUGGAUUCACCGUUAUCGCAGGCUUGCUGUAUGUUCCGUUGAGCGUUGGAGGUAGCGAUUUUAUUGUCUUCUUUCGCAAAGGCCAAGUCAAGGAGGUCAAAUGGGCGGGAAAUCCGUACGAGAAGACUCUUCGCGAGGGCACUCAAGCCUAUCUCGAGCCCAGGAAAAGUUUCAAGACUUGGCACGAGACUAUACUUCGGAAAUGCCGAGAGUGGUCAGAGGAACAGGUUGAGACAGCUGCCGUUCUCUGUUUGGUCUACGGCAAAUUCAUCGAAGUAUGGAGACAGAAGGAGGCUGCGUUGCAAAGUAGCCGUCUCACGCGCCUCUUAUUGGCGAAUUCAGCCCACGAAGUUCGGACACCGCUGAACGCCAUCAUCAACUAUUUGGAGAUCGCGUUGGAGGGCUCACUCGACCAAGAGACACGGGACAAUCUCGCCAAGUCGCAUUCCGCUUCAAAGUCACUCAUCUACGUGAUCAACGACCUACUCGACUUGACGAAAACCGAGGAGGGUCAGAAUUUGAUCAAAGACGAGGUAUUCGAUUUCGGCAUGUGCAUCCGAGAAGCAACGGACCCGUUCACCAAUGAUGCCAAGAGAAAGGGUAUCGAGUACCAGGUUAUAGAACAUCCUGGACUACCACAGCAUGUGUGCGGUGACAGCCGACGCCUCAGACAAGCUAUUUCGAACGUUGCCGCCAAUGCAGUGCAAAAUACAUCUAGUGGAUCGGUCAGAGUCGAGUUAUACGUCAGCGAGGUACUCGAACGACGGGUACGCGUCGAGAUUGUUGUCGAAGAUACGGGCAAAGGAAUGACGGCCAAGCAGCUCGACACACUAUUCAGGGAUCUCGAACAAGUGAGCGUCGAGACUGACGAGGUCAGCUCCAUCUUUCCAGAUGAUGAUGAGACCAGCAAAGACUCCAGGAUACUGGGUCUAGGCUUGGCCGUCGUUGCUAGAAUCGUCCGCAAUAUGGACGGUCAGCUACGGUUGAAAUCGGAACAAGGGAUCGGGUCGAGAUUCGUGAUUCAGCUGCCAUUUGAUCUGCCGAGCGAUGUACCUGCGCCCCCAGAAGGCGGUCCGAAGUCUGUAAAGUCGGGUCCUACUUCAAGUGUGGCUUCUGUCGCAACCGCAACUGUACCGGACAACGACGGCGAGAUGAUGCUCAUCGAUCGCGGCAGCAAGAUACCGGCGAUUGAGGAAGGCGAGACAGAUGGUAUGGGUGUCGAGACGCAAAGCCUCGAAAGUGCGAAGACGACAGGUACGGGCGGAAGCAAGGCCAGUGGCCAGAGCUCUAGAAGUGAUGCGGAUCGCUUGAUCGACGCAAUCCAGACGCCGCUUUCCAUUGGUGAAGCUGACAUGAACCGACCAUCGACUACGCGGCAGCAGUCUUGGGAGUAUUCACAGAGACCGAGGUCUUCGGAGAGCCAUAGUGCUGCCGCGAGGCGCAUGGGAUCCCCUACCUCGCGUCGAAGCAACCCCAGCAUCCCAAGCGUCGAAGCCUCCAAGUCUCCACAGGUUGGGUAUGCGACAGUCACAGAUGCGAAAACGCCCGUCAGAGCUGUCAAGGUGCCAGAUGAGUACACUAAUCAGACACCUAUGCCACCAAAGUCACAGCAAAGCGACUCCUCACGAUUUCUCUUUGAAGUCAACAGUCGCUCAAAGAUAGGGGGUACGUCGGAGGCUGGCACAAUCGGCAGCACUGCCGGCACCGCGCCAAGCGUCGUUUCGGCUUUCGAUGAGACAAAGCUCCAAGUCUUGAUUGCGGAGGACGACCCUAUCAAUUCGAGAAUUUUGCGAAAGCGCUUGGAGAAAUCUGGCCACCAAGUGUCCCAUGCUGUCAACGGCGAAGAUUGCGCUACCGUCUACCAGGAGAGGCCCGAAACCUUUGAUGUGGUGUUAAUGGAUAUGCAGAUGCCGAUUGUAGAUGGCCUCACAAGUACAAAGAUGAUACGAGCCUAUGAAAAGUCCAGCGACCAUGGUGGGCACUCAGCGAUUGCAACUCACAACGGCCGUAUUCCAGUAUUUGCAGUUUCUGCAUCUCUCAUUGAACGAGAGAAGGACAAAUACAUCGAUGCCGGAUUUGAUGGGUGGAUUCUCAAGCCUAUCGAUUUCAAGCGACUUAACACGCUACUCUUGGGAAUUGUGGAUGAUGAAGUGCGCGCCUCAUGUUUAUAUGCACCUGGGCAAUGGGAGAAGGGCGGCUGGUUCAACACUCGGAACACUGAGGAGAGGAAGGACGACGACAUACCGACACCUACAAUAUCUCCGCGGCCUGUAGACGUGGACACAUCUGCGGAGAUCACAACGGAUGAGGCCACAGAUCGACCGCCAGAGAUGGACGGCUCCAGCUAA
Messenger RNA from Colletotrichum acutatum, 4476 nucleotides. RefSeq names its product hsp90-like protein. Gene Ontology annotation, molecular function: phosphorelay sensor kinase activity; protein binding. The transcript is spliced from 2 exons. The record is from RefSeq and is a predicted model, not a curated record. Gene Ontology annotation, biological process: regulation of DNA-templated transcription; detection of visible light; phosphorelay signal transduction system. Lineage: Eukaryota; Fungi; Ascomycota; Sordariomycetes; Glomerellales; Glomerellaceae. The coding region runs from base 1 to 4476 and encodes 1491 amino acids.